This is a messenger RNA of Aspergillus aculeatus ATCC 16872, 951 nucleotides long. RefSeq names its product alpha/beta fold hydrolase. The transcript has a single exon. NCBI's taxonomy places the organism in Eukaryota, Fungi, Ascomycota, Eurotiomycetes, Eurotiales, Aspergillaceae. Gene Ontology annotation, biological process: regulation of lipid storage. The coding region runs from base 1 to 951 and encodes 316 amino acids. The record is from RefSeq and is a predicted model, not a curated record. Gene Ontology annotation, cellular component: endoplasmic reticulum.
AUGCCAGCGUCGGAUUUACACAACGGCGGUUUUGUCUCGGUUGGGACUCACCACCUUUUCGCCACGCUGAGCGGCAUUUCUCGGCCUGCUGGGCACCCGCUCGUGAUUUUUAUCCCUGGCGCGGGGGAUGUGGCUUCGUCCUACUGCGCCGUCGCACGUCGAAUCGGCACCUUUGCGACGCUCCUGUUAUACGACCGGGGUGGACUAGGCCGCAGCGAAGAUGGUCCAGUUUUGGUGCUUCAUCGCGCCACUACGGCCGCCCAAGAACUGCACACACUACUUGAUCAGGCGCAGCUGUCACCUCCCUACCUUGUCGUCGGACAUUCCUAUGGCGCGAUCAUCGCACGCGAAUUCCUUCAUCUUGAUCCUCGAGCAGUGGCUGGUAUGGUCCUUGCGGAUGGCUCGACGGAACGGCAGCCUGAGCUCUUGCAAGAUCCCGAACUUGAUAUCUCUGCGGUGCGGGGCGGGUUGAAAUUUGCACAGGUAACUGGUCUGCGAAUCAACGCGCAGUUGUCGCGGGAGGAGUGGCGGACGCGGGCAAAGGAUAUUGCUCGCGGGCAGGAAACCUGGGCAGCCGAGGCCAAUGCUUUAGUAGAGAUAUGUCAGACACUGGGGGCGAAAGAGCAGUAUCGACACCAAGCAUUAGGGGAGAAGCCGCUGUCGGUGAUUCGGUGUCGUGGGUCGCUGGACUACCGAAGGAUCUACGAAGCGGGUGUGGCUGCAGGCAAUGGCAGUGAAGCACAGCAGAAAGCAUUUGAGCGCCUGCUGGAGCGCUGGGAUGGAUUGGAUCGAGCGAUGCAAGAGGACCAGCUGCACUUGUCGAGUCAAAGCCGCCUGGUGUAUUUGGAAGACUGUGGGCAUCAUGUCCAUUUGUUGCGACCGGAUGUGGUCGCUGACGAAGUACGGUGGGUGCUAGGCAUGAUCAUAGGAGAGCAGAAUCGGCGAGUUUAA